Molecule: messenger RNA, 2089 nt
Organism: Cherax quadricarinatus
Lineage: Eukaryota; Metazoa; Arthropoda; Malacostraca; Decapoda; Parastacidae
Product: mitochondrial potassium channel
Source: RefSeq, a predicted model, not a curated record
CCCCUACAGUCCGAGAGCCGUCCCUGGCCCCUACAGUCUGAGAGCCGUCCCUGGCCCCUACAGCCCCAACACCAGACAGCAGCAGCAGCAGCUGUCAUGGCUGGCUGGGAGCACCAGAGUACAUUUGGUUGAUGGCGACAGUACAGUAUGGCCAAGAAUAACAUCUGCAGAACGACAGUUAAGUCCUGUUCUUCAGUGUGCACCAGUGACACCGUCAGUGGAUAGAGAUGAAACUACAGUACAGUAUUUUGGUAAAAGUCAAUCUGCAAUUGUUAUAAUAGUCAUGCAGCCAGUGGCGGUAAUGGCUGUAGGUAGGUUGCUCCUCUCCGAUGGCUGUGGGCCAUCUUACUUGAGAAUAAGAUCCCUUGCUUCGUCAUGGAGUCCAGCUUGUGUCCGCAGCAAAAUCGUGUUGCCGUUAGAUAGCGGAAGGACUGAAGAUGCCCGGGUGUGCCUGGUUCAGGUGGCGUGGAAUUCUAAAUUUUGUCGACACAUGUGCAGCUCAUCGAAGCCGCCAGAAUUGAGUGAAAGCAAUUCAGCAAAUGACAAGAAUGUACAUAAAAAAUCAGAAACAGCCAGCAGUUCCAGUGUUACAAGUACUGACAAACCGUUUACUCUAAUGACUGAAAUGAAGCCGGAGGCUUACUCAUUCAGACAGCAACUGUCAGAAAAAUCAUCAUCUGUGAUUAAUAGCAUGUCUAAAAUGACUAAAGGAGCUGAGGCAAAGAAACCUGAGGACUGGAAUGACAUACUGAAUCGUUGGUAUCAGCAGUAUCAAGAUUUCAUUGGAAUUACAGACUUAAAAAAUGCACAGGACAGAGUUACUGAGCUGUCUGAAGUCUUGCACGAGGUGCAGGGUAAGCGACGAGAGCUGCAGGCGGAAAUUGAGGAUCUACAGGAGAAGCUAGCCAUCAACCAUGAACGCAUCUCUAAGUCUGAGCAGUAUUCUCAGGAACAUUUUACAUUAUUUGACCAGGCCCGUGAUAUGAACAGUCGACUGAAAACUGUACGUCUGGAGUUUGUGCAGUGUGAACGGCACGAGCGUGAUACUUUUACCCAAAUGUCUGCUGCUAUACGUGACUGUCACGAGCGGGAACGCAUGCAGGCAGAGCAGAGCAAGUAUUGGUCAAUAAUUGCAUCAGUGGUAUCAGCAGCCCUGGCAUCACUCAUCACCUCGGUCAACAACUGGGUUAGGAUUCGAGAGAUUAAGGAUCAUGUGUCGGGGAAUGGCCAAAGUCUACUGGAUGGAUUUCAGCAGAUGCACAAGGAUGUACUAGGAACUAUUACGACAUCACUGGCCAGUCCCACUCACUCACAACCUGGACUAGUUAAGCUACAGCAGACAGCACAAAGCAACCCAGGUAUUUGUGAGAGUUCUGACAGACAAGCACCAGCAAUCACAACUAUAGAUGAUGUAGCAAAGUUGACGGAGAAUAUUAAGCACACUUUAUUACAGCAUAUUAAUGCAUCUUUUGUUAAAGAGAGAGAGGUGCUCAUUGAACGAUUAAAUACGGAGUUUGAGACUAUUGUGUCGCACAUAGUGUCAGAAGGAGGUAGAGCUCGAGAUGAAAUAACGUCUCUGGUGAAACAAUCUCUAUUAGAAGCUGUAUCAUCGCCUUUAGAGAGUGGUAAACAAAGUGUGUUUCUCUGUGAUGGACAUCAUGAAUCACCAGCAGUCGUAGAGACAUAUAGUUAUCGUCGUAUAGCCACAGCAAUGGCAGUUGGGGCAGGCAUAGGCACACUAGCAACAGCCUUUGUAUUGAAAGCAAUAGGAGGCUCAGGUGUAUAAUGUUGCUACAUUAUACUAUGUUAUGCUAUAGGUUAAUUUUUCUUAAAUUAGCUUUCUUUUAAAUGCUGUACUGUAAUUGCAAAUGUAUGUAAAUAUUAAUAACGAUAUUUAUAUAGGGUACAGUGGAACCUUGGUUUUCGUAUGCCCCAGGUUUGUAUGUAAAACUGUGGUUAUUCUCUAUAAAAUGUAUUUUUUUGAUAAAAUUUCCCAUAAGAAAUAAUGUAAAUCCAAUUAAUCCAUUCCAGACACCCAAAAAUAUUAAAAAAAAAAAAAACAUUUUAUUGAGAAUAACUGUGGUUUUUA